AUGCUUGAAGAAGUCGAUUUUGCUCAAGUAAAAAGCUUUCUGAUGAACUGGACUGUGGAUGAUUUAAAUGAUCUGGACCUUUCCCAAAUUCCAUUUCCAAACACAUUAUGGCACAUAAAACCAGCAAAAGAAAUCGCUCUAAAGUCGACCGCUAUGCUCAUUGUUGGUGUCGUGGGUAUCUUCCUAAAUUCUGUCAUUCUUAUCAUCCUUAUCAAAAAUAAAUGGCUCUGGACUGCUAGCAAUAUUUUGAUUGGAAAUCUCGCUUUUAUUGAUCUGGUGACGCUGAUAUUUUGUCCUUGGUUCAUGCUCGUCAGGGAAUUCUAUCAAAAUUACGUGUUGAAAACCUUCGGAUGCAGAUUUGAAGGAUUUUUGCAAGCUACUCUUCUCUUGGCUAGCGUGAUAGCAGUUAUGUUGGUAUCAUACGAUAGACUGGCAUCAGCAGCUUUGACUUCUGAGGCAAGAGUCACGAAAAAUGCAGCCCCCAAGCUUAUACUGGCUACUUGGGGUAUAGCCAUCGGAUUAUCUCUGCCUUGGAUUAUUAAAAGAGAAUAUAUGGAGCGUCAGUGGUUAGAUCAUUUGGAAAUGUUCUGCGUGGAAGUUGGGGAUAUGCUAAGUAUAUAUUGGCACUUCAUCAUAAUGUUGCUCGUUUGGAUCCCACUAGCCGUUAUGAUAAUAACGUACGGGACAAUAAUGUGGCGUAUAGAAUGGACGGCUCGGGAACUAUCCUCGCGGGGUGGAGGUCAAACUUUAACAAAAGCAAAAGGGAAAGCGAUGAAAAUAACAGCUUGCAUUCUCGUUGCCGCUGCAAUAUGCAGAAUACCUUAUACUAUAUUAAUUUAUUGGCGGAAUAAUUUGAACAUGGAAAUUAAUGCGGUUGACGGUGGUUAUUCAGUGAUGUGGUUCGUGGCCAGUUAUCUUAUGUAUGUCAACUGCGCUAUCAACCCUCUCAUAUACGGUUUCACUAACAUCAGGUUCAGAAGCGCUAUGGACCGCACACCUUGCACCGCCUGCUUUAAAUUUAGUACAUGGUGCUGUAUAUGUACAACGGUCGUUAAAAAGAAACAGUCCAUACAGCCAAAUAAUGUUGAGAAGAUCUACGUAAUAGAAACAAGUCCUAAGCCAAAGAGAAAGAUUUCCGGUAUGGUGAAGAAUUUUCUUCAUAUUAACCGCCAAUCAGUGGAGCUGAGCUUACCAAAUGUGGAUGAAGCUACAACAAAACCAACCAAAGUGACCCCGCUCAAAAUCGAACCAGUG
Messenger RNA from Brenthis ino (lesser marbled fritillary), 1254 nucleotides. NCBI's taxonomy places the organism in Eukaryota, Metazoa, Arthropoda, Insecta, Lepidoptera, Nymphalidae. The record is from the annotation of a GenBank genome assembly.